Labrus mixtus (cuckoo wrasse) is the source of this 4014-nucleotide messenger RNA. RefSeq names its product FERM domain containing 4Bb (gene frmd4bb). Bases 220 to 3171 code for a protein of 983 amino acids. The transcript has 24 exons. The record is from RefSeq and is a predicted model, not a curated record. Lineage: Eukaryota; Metazoa; Chordata; Actinopteri; Labriformes; Labridae. Gene Ontology annotation, cellular component: cytoskeleton; adherens junction; bicellular tight junction. Gene Ontology annotation, biological process: establishment of epithelial cell polarity.
GCGUGGUGAGUGUGGCUCGAUACGAGGCGGGUGUGUGCGCUCCAGUUGUACCGGAGGAUGAACGCGGACAGCGGCUGCACGGCGGCUCUCCUCCCUGGUGAAAGCAGCCGGGGAGAAAGCUGAACGGGCAGGAUCGAUAUGCAGGGGACGAAAUUGCCUUAUUCAUAAAAAAAAUAAAUAAAAAAAAGAACUAACGCGGGAUAUAUCAGGAGUGCAAAGAUGACUGAGGGCAGACUGUGCCAAGUGCAGCUGCUGGAUGACAGGAAGCUGGAGCUGCUGGUUCAGCCCAAGCUGCUGUCGUAUGAACUCCUCGACUUGGUUUCCUCUCACUUCAACCUCAAAGAGAAGGAAUUCUUCGGUCUCGCAUUUUUCGACGACAAUGGUCAACGUAAAUGGUUGCAGAUGGACCGCAGGGUUCUCGAACACGACUUUUCCAAGAAGUCCGGGACCGUUGCUCUGAACUUCCUGGUCAGGUUUUAUGUAGAAAACAUAACACAGCUGAAGGACAUCAUAACGGUGGAGUUAUUCUUCCUAAAUGCCAAAUCUGCUGUCUAUAAUGAGGUUAUAGAAGUGGAAAGCGAGAACGUCUUCAAAUUGGCUGCGAAUGCCUUACAGGAGGCAAAGGGAGACUACACAAGUGAUGAAAGCACCCGAGCUGAUCUGAAGAAACUACCGACUCUUCCCACCAAAGUGCUAAAGGAGCACCCGUCUCUUGCUUACUGUGAGGAUCGAGUUAUUGAAUAUUACAAACAGCUGAAAGGAGUCUCCCGAGGACAGGCCAUUGUGCAGUAUUUGACGUUGGUGGAAUCCUUGCCCACGUAUGGCGUGCAUUAUUAUGAAGUCAAGGACAAGCAAGGGAUCCCGUGGUGGCUUGGGCUCAGCUAUAAGGGCAUCGGCCAGUAUGACCUGCAGGACAAAUUAAAACCCAGAAAGCUUUACCAGUGGAAGCAGCUGGAAAACUUGUACUUCCGUGAGAAGAAAUUUGCUGUGGAAGUGAAUGAUCCACACAGGCGAGCAGUAACCAAGCGCACAUUCGGACAGACGGGCCUACUCAUACACACGUGGUAUGCCAGCCAUUCUCUGAUCAAAACCAUUUGGGUCAUGGCGAUCAGCCAGCACCAGUUCUACUUGGACAGAAAGCAAAGCAAAGUUAAGAUAGGAACAUCGAGAAGUUUGGAGGAAAUAGCCAUGGAUCUCACAGAGCAUGGAGGAGCAAAAAUAAACCGACUGGGAGAUGCAGGGCUGAAGAAUAACUUAAUAACAGCCAGCAAUGGGAGCCUGGUGUCUACAGGCUCUGCAGACUCUGAAAUGAGUGAGGAGCAGAAGAAAGAGAAACUUUUUGAGCUGAGGAAAAAAGAGCAAGAGAUCCAAGAUAUCUUGGCAAAGAAAACAAAAGAGCUGAAGAAAAUUUGCCUUAGAGAGGCGGAGCUUAUUGGCAAGCUGCCAAAAGAGUAUCCCCUCUCAUCAGGUGAGAGACCGCCACAGGUCAGGCGACGAGUUGGCACCGCUUUCAAGCUGGAUGAACUUUUCCCCUACAACGAGGAUCCCUUCCUGAGGAACCUGGAGAGCAGGUUCGCCCUGCAGCAAAAGAUUGUGGAGGCGGCCAAGAAGCUGGCGAAUGAGCCAGAGCUGUGCAAAACGGUGAAGAAGAAGAGGAGGAGAAACUGUCUGGAUGCCAUGCACAAACUCCAGCUGAUAGAGGAUGAGAUGAACCAGUACAGAAUCAAGAAGGGCAAAAAGCCAACUCAGCGGGCGUCAGUCAUUAUUGCAGAUGAGCUCAUCCGUUCAGACUGCAGCUCUCUGUCUAGUCUCCCACUGGAUGAUGAUGACUCAGACACUGCGAGUCAGAGGCCUCGGUCCCGGUCGGUCCAAGGUUCCCCUCAGCUCAGCCCGAUGCGGACGCUGGGGACAGAAUAUGACGUGGAGAGGCCGGGAUGUCCAAGGGAAAAUCACCAUAACAAGAACCACAGCAGACUAGCUUUUGAAAGCCAGGAGGCUUCCCACUGCUACCAGAAUCCAAGAGAGAUUUCCUCCACCCACAGUAGUCCCUAUAAAACACUCCCCAGACCUCCUCGAGAUCCGCGCAGCAUGCCGCCCACCCCGGUUAUGACCCGCAAUGCCUACAGCAGCAGCCAGCUCAGGUCGGAGGGCUCCCCUCACUGCUUCAGGCAUCGCAGUGGAAGUCUGGAGUCUCAGCCCCACAUUAGAAAAGACACAGACCCAGAGAAGCCCAUCUUUAUCUUAUCUCCAGCCCAUCGCAGCAACAGCACAGAGGUGUUAGAGGACUGCUCCUCCUACACCAGCCAGUCCAGUCUGGACUACUGCGGGGCGGCCAACUCCCACUACAGUACUCUGGACUCCCGGAACUCCACCAUGCAUCGUCUACACAGGAAGGUGGAGGUCUAUGGAAAUACUGGGAGUAUGCCCAACUUGGUCCAACACCAUUCUGGUUGUAAUUUCUCAUGUGAGACCCCAGCACACUAUACACCCAGUGCCUACUACGUCUCCGGAUACCCCUGCCCGGACAUGGAGCCUUACGCUAACGGUGCCUACGUGUAUGAGAAUGACGUAGAAGGCCACUACAACGUCAACCCUUCCUACCAGGUUAACGGGUACCACGGACAUGACAGAUUCAGGCAUUACAGCAGUGACCGGGCAGAUGGUCUUUCCCAGAAUCCCUACGCAACAGUGAGGCCGCCGCGAAACAGAGAGGGGCCCAGGAAUGAGCUGCUGGCCAAAAACAUGCAGAAGGCCCUGGUGGCAGAGCACUUGAAGGGCUGGUAUCACAGAAAUAAGAGCCCCAGGGAGGGAGGGAGGGGGAUGCUGGCUGGAUAUGACUUUGACAACGGCUCUCAACUCAGCCUGGGCUAUCAGACCAUGCCGGCUGCUUUCAGCCACUCCAGCAGGACGACCUCCUUUUCUUCAGUGUCUUCGGUGGAAAGCUCAGGUAACUGGCGCAACCAGUUGGCAGUUGGCCUGACAGAAUACGAUUCACCCGACACACCUCAUUACCCACACCCUGGAGCUCCGUACAACCGCAGUCCUACACACAGAUGUUCUCCAGACAACAAAGUGUCUGACAAAUUGCCUAAAAAAUCUGAGUCAGUUGAGGUGGUUGGCUCUGAAGCCACUAGUACAGAUGAACCAUCAGACAACCAUUCUAGCACUUAAGGAUUUCACCUGGAUGGAAGCUACAUGAGCAUUCGCUGAAGAGGACCAAACCAAACUCUGGCAGAACUAAAGCCAUGGCCAGCAGCACAUGAAGGGGAUGGAGUUGAUACAUGGGCAGUACACAAACUUUUAUUCUGUUUGGGUUUUGGCAGUCUGUGUGUACACUGUCCUCAUGUUGACGUAACCUCCGAAAACAGUGAUGACACUCAUGAAUGACUUUUUCCAUGUGCCUUGGAUUGGAUUAAUUGUACAUUGUACAGGGCAGAUGAGAAUGUUGUCAAGAAACUUGAAGGUGUUGCACAACCACACUGGAAUCAAACCGCUCUUGUGUUUUAAAGAUGGAAAAAGAGGCAACAUUUGUUUUUGAACAAAAUCCAACUCCAUGUAUUUGAACUGGAACUAGCUACUGCCUUAUAUAAAACAGUAGGUUAUUGAAUAAAAGUCAUUGUCACCACUUUCAUCUCAGUUAAGUAUGAUACAAUAUAAAGUCUUGAUGAAAACAGCGUUUGAACAUGUCCAAAAUGUGGCAUACAAAGAACAUUCAUUAGAGCAGACUGUGUGUAUGAUGAAUUUCCAUUUCUUCCUUUCUUUAAACUUUGAAUCAGAAUGUACUUUGUCAAUAUUGUUUAUUGAACCAUUUUUCUUUGUUGGUGCCGUAAUGUGUUUUUAAAAUGCAUGGUAAUGAUUUUAAUUUUUUGAUAAGAACUUCUUUUUUAUAUCAACAAAGGACCACUGCCGUAAGACGCAUAUUCAUAUCUUGCUGUUUGUUUUCUCACACAUUUGUACAGUCAGUGUGUAGUUCUAUGUUAGAUGUUGUCAUUAAAUAUUUUCCACUGGGAACAA